Messenger RNA from Hypomesus transpacificus, 1064 nucleotides. RefSeq names its product homeobox C1a (gene hoxc1a). The coding region runs from base 54 to 989 and encodes 311 amino acids. Lineage: Eukaryota; Metazoa; Chordata; Actinopteri; Osmeriformes; Osmeridae. Gene Ontology annotation, biological process: regulation of transcription by RNA polymerase II. The record is from RefSeq and is a predicted model, not a curated record. The transcript has 3 exons. Gene Ontology annotation, cellular component: nucleus. Gene Ontology annotation, molecular function: DNA-binding transcription factor activity, RNA polymerase II-specific; RNA polymerase II cis-regulatory region sequence-specific DNA binding.
GCCGGCCAUGAAUUGCAACCCUGUUCAAUGAUUAUGCAGAAGGUUAGGUGAUAAUGACAUCGUAUCAAGAGUUAGCGAGUGAAAGAGAGAAUAGCUUUCUGUUUAUCGGGGGGUACCGACCAAGAGAGGCCGGAAUACGACAGUUGGACCACAACUCUGGACUCAGUAAUGGCAAGGAGGGUAACUUAGAAGUUGUCUCUGAAGUUUUAAAUCCUCACUGUGACUGUGACUGUGAAAACGACGUCUUGCCUGUGCCUCUGAACACGGCCAGCCCUCUGUCUCCGAGUCUGGACUUCUCACCCCCACCGGCCUGCCUCCACUACCCUCGUGUUCCCUUGCUCUUAACUGCACAAGAAUUCCCUGGACUUGGAUACGCUUCGUCAACAAGCAACACCCGAGAUGAGACGCACUGCGACUUUGGGCAAUUCAAUGCGCAUUUCCAAUUAUACACUCAUGACAGGCCUAAAAUUCACUUCGCCGUCGUGGAUAGUUCUUCCGCCGAUCCUAAGUGUACCUUAGAGGAUGUUAACCAACGGAGCAAAACUUUUGAAUGGAUGAAAGUAAAGAGAAGUCAACCGCGUGCGGACAAGAUGCACUUGACCUGUGGAUUGAGUAUCGUUGGCCGAGGCUUCAGUAUCGACCCAGGUGGCAGCCAUAUCGAAAUGGACGUGCAUCACGCUGCAAACGGAGUCCAUAGGACCAGCUUCAAUACCAAACAGCUCACGGAACUGGAGAAAGAAUUCCACUUCAACAAGUAUCUGACGCGGGCAAGGCGAGUGGAGAUAGCCGGCGCCCUGCAGCUCAGCGAGACGCAGGUGAAGAUUUGGUUUCAGAACCGACGCAUGAAGCAGAAAAAAUUACAGCGAGAGGGUCUGGUCCUCGGGCUUCCGGCAUCUUCGAUCUGUGCAGAGAGCUCACGCUCUAGUCGCCUGGACACCUGCCCCACGCCUGAACCGUCUUCACCAAAAACACCUGCCCUCGAACACUGAACUUAACGACAUGUCUCCUGCGUUACUUGGGAAGGUUUGUGAUACUACCAAUAGUGUGGAUGACUCCAAUCUAAC